Molecule: messenger RNA, 1223 nt
Organism: Ciona intestinalis (vase tunicate)
Lineage: Eukaryota; Metazoa; Chordata; Ascidiacea; Phlebobranchia; Cionidae
Source: RefSeq, a predicted model, not a curated record
UGCCGCCGUAGAAUGUUUAAUAUUUUUGUUAAGAACGUUUGAGAUACGUCGAAGGUUGUUUGUUCAAUCUGCAAGGUAACAAAGUUAAAGCUACUGUAUAAUUUUUAAAAUGGCACAGAAGAAUCCGUUUCAUGAAAAGUUAUUGAAUUUAUUAAAAAAUGCAUGGAAUAUUGAUUUAAAUGAUGAUUUAAUAAAAGAUUUGCCUCGAAAAUGGGAAAAACACGGGGAUCUUGUUAUGCUGCCCUCCAAUUGCUUCCACUUAAAGGUUUGGGCUCAACUUCCCCAAGAGCAGCUAUGGAAGUAUGUUGCUGAAGCACUUAACGUAAAUAGAGUGGCACAGCAGAAGAAUAUAUUAAACAGUGACUACCGUUCACCACAAGUAGUUAUGUUGCUUGGUGAUGAUACCUGGGUGACACAUAUUGACAAUAGAAUAAUUUAUAAAUUUGAUAUUACCAAGUCGAUGUUUUCAUCUGGAAACAUCACAGAGAAAAUCAGAAUGGCAAACUUAAAUUGUGAUGGGGAAAUUGUUAUAGAUAUGUUUGCAGGAAUUGGAUAUUUCACUUUGCCACUUCUUGUUCAUUCGAAGGCAAGAUUUGUACAUGCGUGUGAAUGGAAUCCUGAUUCUGUAACAGCAUUGAAAGCAAAUUUACUGCUAAAUAAAGUGGAAUCCAAAUGUAAAAUAUAUGAAGGAGAUAACAGAGUUGUGUGUCCCACUGAAGUGGGUGACCGGAUAAUUCUUGGCCUUAUUCCCACUGCGGAACAAAGUUAUAUUGCUGCAUGUAAAGCACUAAAAGUGAAAGGUGGGAUUUUUCACAUACACCAUAAUGUCACGUCAAUAAAAAACAAUGACACAGAGAAAAUAAACAGAUUAUUUUAAUGGUGACAUAAAAUAUGAAAAUUUAACAUGCAACCGUAAAAUUAAAAAGGAUUGGAUGCAGUGGGCUCUUAACACAUGUAAACAACUUUUAACCAUUCUUAAACAGGUUAAAUCAUGCAACAGCAUGCCGGGUUGGUGUAUAACUUUGGUACACAUUGAACGAGUGAAAUCAUAUGCACCAUGUAUUGAUCAUCUAGUUUUAGACCUAGUUAUUCAUCACAAAUCUUUAAGUACUUAAUCUAUGAAUAUUUAUAUUUUUAAUUUCAUGCUCCCAAACAUGUCUAGUUUAAGUGCACUUAUUUAAGAAACUGUUGGUCCAAGUUGUAGCCUAUUUCUUUUAUUGUAC